Rhopilema esculentum is the source of this 3230-nucleotide messenger RNA. RefSeq names its product vacuolar protein sorting-associated protein 53 homolog. Gene Ontology annotation, cellular component: GARP complex. The record is from RefSeq and is a predicted model, not a curated record. Lineage: Eukaryota; Metazoa; Cnidaria; Scyphozoa; Rhizostomeae; Rhizostomatidae. Gene Ontology annotation, biological process: retrograde transport, endosome to Golgi.
GACUUGAGCAAGUGGGAUUAUUUUGAAAUCAGGAACACGAAAUACUUAGUAUAUGAAAACGUCAAUAAAAUUUCAACGAAACAAAUUUCAAAAAAACAAGUCUCAAUCACGUACAUAACUUUUUCGCACAUUUUCUUUCACUGGUUUGAUUUGUGCAUAUAUGGUAUACCAUCACAUGUAGGAUCACCUUCCUGACAAAGGAGCUAGCUGUAUUUUUCCUUCCUCCUGAAGAGGUAUGUUCUUCAUAGCAGUCUUGUAACAUACUCAUGUCUCGAGAAAAUGAUGAACGAAAGGUGAUCUAUCAUAAGCUCCAUAGCUCAUGAGUAUUGACGAAAGUAUUGUUUGUUUUUACAAUUAUUUAACGGGAAAGACUAAACUUCUAGAUAUUUUUAGAGUUUUUUCUUUUUUACACACACGCUAAAAGUCCGGGAAGUUAAAAAUUCUGGAAAUACAAAUAUCGUAAAUCCUCGAUUAAGUCCCCACCUUUCAAAAAAACUCCCCUAGAAUAGGUGUUUUUCUGUUGAAUGAUCCUGAUUUUGACAGUUAAAAUACAUCAACUUUACAGUUUAACGAGUGUCACUACUCAAAGAGUCACCCCUUUUCAGCCCUUGAAAAGUCUCAACCCAAAAAUUCACUUUCACAAAUAAGCCCUUGGGGUCGGGGGUUAUUCGGGGGUUGAAGGUAUUUGAAAAAUUUGUUGACCAAAAUUGAAAAAGAGGCUAGUCUAGACGAUUGUCAAGAUGGCCGAACAUCAAGGGGCGGAAGCAGUGACAGAAAAUGUGAAAAAAGAUGGGAAAAAUAAAGUUUUUCAGCAUGAUACAGGGGAGGACAUUGGUGACGAUGAUUUAUUCAAUUUCUUAGAUUUCCCUGAAGAUGUAGAAAGUGCGAUCGCAGAGGUGAUCUCAGGUAAUGACCCUUUGGAUAACAAGGACUUCAAUCCAGUUGAUUACAUCAAUAAACUCUUCCCCACAGAACAGUCAUUGGCAAACAUUGACAAUGUUAUGGGAAGAAUUCGACUCAGGAUAAGGAGGCUUGAUGGUGAAAUACGGACUGCAAUUAGGGGACAAACUGAAGUUGGGCAUGAUGGCAGACAGGCACUGGAAGAGGCAAAAAGCUCCAUUCAUGAUUUAUUUUCAAAAAUAAAAGAUAUAAAAGAAAAGGCUGAAAAGUCAGAGCAAAUGGUAAAAGAAAUAACAAGAGAUAUCAAGCAGCUUGACCACGCAAAAAGACAUCUUACAACAUCAAUUACCACGCUUAAUCAUCUACACAUUCUAGUUGGUGGCGUUGAGAAUUUAGAAUCCUUAACUCGUAAUCGACAGUAUGGAGAAGUAGCCAAUUUACUUCAAGGAGUAUUAAAUGUCCUGGACCAUUUUAAAAAGUAUUUCAGUGUUCCACAAAUUAGACAACUUGCAGAUAAAGUGACAAGUAUUCAAAAUGAAUUAGGGAAUCAAAUCCUCUCAGAUUUUAAGGAUGCUGUGUCAAUUCCAGGAAUAAAGCCUCCUGCAGGCCCGAACUCACAGCUAGCUGAUGCUUGCAAAGUAGUGGCCAUCUUGGAUCCUCGUUUCAAAGACGAUCUUUUAACUUGGUUCAUUAAACUCCAACUUGCGGAUUAUCUUAAUGUUUUCAAUGAAAACUUUGACGUGGCAUGGAUUGACAAGAUCGACCGACGAUACGCAUGGAUGAAGAGAGUUCUGAUCAAAUACGAAGAGGACUUCACUGGGACUUUCCCUAGUGACUGGUGUGUCGACGAGAGAAUAUGCAAAGAAUUCUGCAGGAUAACAAGAAAUGAAUUAUCAAAUAUAAUGGCGGCAAAAAGCACAGAUAUCGAUGUUAAGUUGCUGUUAUUUGCAAUUCAGAGGACGACAACAUUCGAAGGCUUUUUGUCGAAAAGAUUCCCUUACAGCCAUGUCAUUAAAAAGCCAGAGAUUAAGCCUGAAAAGCAACCGGGAAAUGAAGAAUCUCCUGCCACAAAGGACGCAGGCAUCAAAUCUAAAAGCCCAAAAUCCACAGAAUCAAGUUUCACAGCACUGAUAUCACGAUGCUUCGAGCCUCACCUUCAUAUUUACAUAGACUCACAGGACAAGAAUCUAUCUGAUUUGAUCGACAAAUUCAAUCAAGAUUUCAAGUCGCGGGAAGUCUCUAAGCUGGAAUCAGAUGGAGACAGUACUGUUUUGCCAAGCGCUGGUGAAUUGUUUGUUUUCUACAAGAAGUGCAUGGUGCAAUGCGCGGUAUUGAGCACCGGUACUCCAUUGCUGUCCUUAGCGAGCUUAUUCCAAAAGUUUUUGAAGGAAUACGCAAAUCGCAUAUUGACCGGCAAUCUACCAAAAGUAACUUCUGGUCUGGCAAGUAUACUAAAAGAUUCUGAAAUCAAAUUCAACGCUGAAGAAAAGCGACUGACCUGUUGUAUUUUAACUACUGCGGAGUAUUGUUUGGAAACCACUGAGCAGCUUCAAGAAAAGUUGAAGGAGAAAAUAGAUGCUGAAUUCGUUGAAAAAAUAAAUUUUGGCGCAGAAACAGAUGUUUUUCACGGGGUGAUUUCAAACAGCACACAGCUUCUCGUACAGGAUCUUGAAAAUGCAUGCGAGCCGGCACUUACUGCAAUGAUAAAGGUACAUUGGCAAAGCAUUGAGACUGUUGGUGAUCAAAGUGGCUACAUUACAGCUAUGACAACACACAUGAAGCAAGCCAUUCCCGUGAUCAGGGACAGUCUCCAGUCGUCAAGAAAAUACUUCACUCAGUUCUGCAUUAAGUUUGUUAACUCUUUCAUUCCCCGAUUCAUCAACUAUAUUUACAAAUGCAAACCUAUUUCAACGAUUGGAGCAGAACAGCUUUUACUAGACACUCACUCUUUGAAAACGGUCAUACUCGAUCUGACAUCCCUCGGUUCAAAUGUCCCAAGAAAACCGCCUGCAAGUUUCACUAAAAUUGUUGCAAAAGGAAUGUCUAAAGCAGAAAUGAUUCUCAAAGUUGUUAUGUCACCACAUGACCCACCCGGCGGUUUUGUUGAGAAUUACAUAAAGCUUUUAAACGAUUCAGACACUGCAAAUUUCCAAAAAUUGUUGGAGAUGAAGGGUCUGAAGAGAAAUGAACAACAUUCAAUGCUGGAACUAUUUAGAAGCAAAAUAUCGGUAGGAAACCCCGGAGCUGCGGAGUCGGGCUCGGGGACCCCUGAGCAGGAAUCGAGUAGAAUCAAACGAUUAGAAAAGUUGAUAAAGAAACAAAUUUUGUAA